GCCUUAGGUAUCGAAAAUCAAUGGGAGUCAAUUACUAAGAGAGUGAAAUUUUUGUACUCACAGUUUAAUGUUAGUCUAGCGCGAUGGAGCGAGACGCGCAGGCAUUGAUGCGAGAGCUGGGCCUCACCAAUCAAGACAUUGUCUUCUUCGGAGACAUAGACGUGAGAACAACUCCCGAAAUCGGUCGUGGAUCAGAUGCAUCGGUGUAUCGAGUGAACUGGCAGGGAAUAGAUAUCGCCUUGAAAGUCCUGCAUCCCAUUUUGAUUGAGCCUGGUAAUCAAGACCGCGAGAGGAAAAUCCGUUCAUUCGGCCAAGAGAUAUUUCGUCUCAGUCGCAUCCACCACCCUAAUCUCUGCCAAUUGCUGGGCAUUGCACGAGUUGGGCAAAACGCUGCUCUAGCGUUGGAGUUGCUGACUUCGACAUUGCAAGAGUUGAGUGUUGGUGAGGGUCGUGAGGAUGGCUUGAAGCUGAUCGGCUACCUCUGCGACACGUCGGCUGGUAUCAGAUACUUGCACGUUUGUGGUAUUCUCCACCGCGACCUCGCACCGAAAAAUGUGAUGAUCAAGAACGGAGUCGCGAAGGUAUGCGAUUUUGGUAUGGCGAAAUUCCUACGUUGGGAAUUCCCUCAUCACCAGCAGCAACAGGCGGCUCGAAUGGACAUGACCCGUUGCCCCGGAACGUUAGUGUUUAUGUCACCGGAGGCCCUGGUCGAGCAACCAGACUAUGAUCGUCCACUGGAUAUCUUCUCAUUCGGAGUUACGCUACUGGCUGUUAUCACUGGUGUUAUGCCUGGGAUCGACCUGAUCAACGCUCCGUCCGUUGUAAUCGUGCGCGACGCCGCCAGUGGACGGGAAACGACGCAGGUGGUGGCGGAGACAAGACGGCGUGCUGCGUAUCUUCGGCGACUCUCUGAUGACCACCCACUGAAGCCGAUGGCAAUUCGCUGCCACUCCAAUGAACCCAGCGAGCGUCCGACUGCAGAGGACGUACACGAGGAGAUGAAGCGAGUGUUGCAGCUCUUCGCAGGUCUUUCGUCGCCUCAUCUUCCCAAUGUACCACCCGCUGUUGUACGUCGACUGGACUCUAUCUCUGAGCAGCUAACCCAGCAAGCUACGUCUAUCACGUCACUCGCCACACGGAGUGAUGCACUAGAGGAACAGCUUGCAGCAGUCAUUACACAAAACCAGACCACGGCACAGCAGCUACCAGCUAUCCAACAAGAAGUAUCCAGCAUACGCAAUGAACAAACCACCACAAACAACCAAAUCGAAUCUUUGGCCGAACAGCUCAGGGAUACGAACCAUCGCCUUGCACAACAGACUGCAGCACUAUCUAGCCAGCACACAGAGACUUCUGACCAAAUCUCUGCAUUGAACGACAACGUGUUGUCUAUCUCUGGCCAACUGUCAAGACUGUCCUCUCCACCCCGUCAGGUAUCUACUUCAAGACCUUUAGCUGCACAAGAAGAACUGUCAAAUGAUGCUCCUCCCAUGGAAUGUUUCAGUCCUCCACUAGCGGGAGUAUCUACUUCAAGACCUUUAGCUGCACAAGGAGAACUGUCAAAUGCUCCUCCUCCCAUGGCUUGUUUCAGUCCUCCACUAGCGGGAGUAUCUACUUCAAGACCUUUAGCUGCACAAGGAGAACUGUCAAAUGCUCCUCCUCCCAUGGCUUGUUUCAGUCCUCCACUAGCGGGAGUAUCUACUUCAAGACCUUUAGCUGCACAAGGAGAACUGUCAAAUGCUCCUCCUCCCAUGGCUUGUUUCAGUCCUCCACUAGCGGGAGUAUCUACUUCAAGACCUUUAGCUGCACAAGGAGAACUGUCAAAUGCUGCUCCUCCCAUGGGUUGUUUCAGUCCUCCACUAGCGGGAGUAUCUACUUCAAGACCUUUAGCUGCACAAGGAGAACUGUCAAAUGCUGCUCCUCCCAUGGGUUGUUUCAGUCCUCCACUAGCGGGAGUAUCUACUUCAAGACCUUUAGCUGCACAAGGAGAACUGUCAAAUGCUGCUCCUCCCAUGGGUUGUUUCAGUCCUCCACUAGCGGGAGUAUCUACUUCAAGACCUUUAGCUGCACAAGGAGAACUGUCAAAUGCUGCUCCUCCCAUGGCCUGUUUCAGUCCUCCACUAGCGGGAGUACCUACUUCAAGACCUUUAGCUGCACAAGGAGAACUGUCAAAUGCUGAUCCUCCCAUGGGUUGUUCCAGUGCACCAAGAAUGGUAGCGUAUUUCCCCCCAGCUACUUCAAGACAUGUAGAUGUACGAGACGGAUGGAGGUUUCCUGUUACUCACCCGGUUACUGUCCCUGCUCCAACAAUGAGACCAGCUACUUCAAGACAUGCAGCAGCUGUACAUGAAGAAUGGGUGGGUGAUCCUGUUACUCCCACGGUUAGGGCCCCUGCUCUAGCAACGAGACUAGCUACUUCAAGACAUGCAGCAGCUGUACAUGAAGAAUUGGCGGGUGAUCCUGUUACUCCCCCGACCUACUGCAAGGUGAAUGACCACGUGGCCGCUAACCAGAAUACGUAUCCGGACCAAACCGUAGAAAUGGUAACCACGGCAGCUUACGCCACGUCAACAGGCUAUGGAGAGAGGCGCAUAGUGGAUAUCAAACGUGGCGACAGCGGCUAUGGUUUUAACAUCGUGGGUGGAAAUAAAGUGGGAAUGCCAGUCUAUGUUUCAAGAAUACUCCCUGGUGGAGUGGCUGCUAGACAAGGUCAGCUGAAGAAGGGAGAUCAGAUUCUCUCGAUCAACGGACAGGCGAUUCGCGGAAUGUCUCAUGAAGAUAUGGUUCGCACAAUGACGCAUUCACAGUCGUCUCUGAGAAUUGUCGUUAGCUACGCACCACACUUAUUGGACAGAAUAUUGAAGACGCUUGAGACACAGUGACGCAUAUCUGCCAAGCGCCACCAGGAGAGGAGAAUGUCCUCGGCAUCUGGGGGACAAUAGAAUGUCCUUGGUAUCCGGGGGAUAAUAGCUUCUGGCAAGUGUUCAGUUCACUGCAGCUCCGACGUUACUUUCUGAAGUGCAACGGAGCAUGUAUGACAGACUGGCUGGUGGUUUUGUGCGUGCGAGUGUGUGUGUGUGUGUGUGUGUGUGUGCGCGUGCGUGUGUGUGUGUGUGUGUGAGAGAGAGAGUGCACUUUAGUGUGUGCGCACGUGUGUAUGUGCGUGUGCGACCGCACGAGUGCGUGUGUGUGCGGCGUAUGUAUGUGUGUGUGUGUGUGUGUGUGUGUGUGUGUGUGUGUGUGUGUGUGCACAUCGCAUUAGUUUUUGCUUUUACUAUUUUCCACGUAUUGGUUCAUGACAUGCUGUUCCUGUAGGUCGCCAUGGUAAUGCUUGCAGGGCUAUCUGCAUACACUCUUAAUAGUGAGGUUUUGCAUUCCGAAUUUCGGUACAGCGUUCUUCGGUCAUUUGUCGAACAUCAAAAUGCCGAAUUUUCGCACCAACGUUUGUUUUGCAAGUCGAAAAUGAUGUGUUUUCAUUUCGUGAGCCCCAGCAGCAGCAACGUCCUGUCCCGUGCUCCUUUUCUUGCUGAUUCCUACGAACUUUGAUCGCCCAAAGAGUCGAGGGCCAAACCUGCCUCCUCAGUCGCCUCAGAAAAACCAACUCCAUGGCCAAGUCAAACUUCAUGCGUGUCGCCAUAGUCUUUUCAGCCACACAGAUGACGGUGACCGGUGAGGACACUCCAGGCGAAAGAGAGUAGACAGGCAGUGGAGAGGAGCAAUCAGAGGUAGCUGACGAUGCUAUGUCGCGAAAGACGCCUGCCAAGCGAUGCCGAGAUAAGAAACCGCUUUGAAUAAAUCAUGCGCUAGCGCGCUCUUCUACAAGAAAAUGCAUCCGAAAAAUAUUUUCGACAAAGUGAGCUUUUUCCGAACAAACACGCCGAAUCUUCGUGUGCAUUUUCGACCUCGCUCCCGCGUGCCGAAUCUUUUUGCCGAAUUUCGGAAUGCAAAACCUCGCUAAUACCUAGAUGUGAACUCAUGUAAAUGGUAUAAUUAUUAUUGACUCAAUCUACGGACAGUGCUCAAUCUACGGACAGUGUCCAAUCUACGGACAGUGUCCAAUCUACGGACAGUGUCCAAUCUACGGACAGUGUCCAAUCUACGGACAGUGCUGAAUCUACGGACAGUGCUCAAUCUACGGACAGUGCUCAUACUCUUCUGCAUCACUACAGUCAUGUACAUGUACAACUCCAUACUGGAUAGGGUUUUUUUAAAGAGUUCCAUGUGACAUAAUGUUACGUUUUGCUAUUUUAGCGUAUGACCACUGACAAGUCAUAACCAUAAUAUUCCACCAUUGCUGCCGGAGUAGCGGCACAUCCCGUCAUGUAUCCACUGCUACGAAUGUUAUUGGCUGCAUUUGUGCAUUACAGCUAAUAAGGCGAGACCAAAAUAAAAUCGAGAUUCCCGGGCAGGACCCAUGUGAAAUUGGUGCGGGUGGGCGAAUUAUUAUUAUUUUUCCUAUGACUGUGUGUAUGCGCAUAUGCGCAUGC
Messenger RNA from Sycon ciliatum, 4487 nucleotides. Its product is annotated as probable serine/threonine-protein kinase roco5. The record is from RefSeq and is a predicted model, not a curated record. Gene Ontology annotation, molecular function: ATP binding; protein tyrosine kinase activity; protein binding. The transcript has 20 exons. NCBI's taxonomy places the organism in Eukaryota, Metazoa, Porifera, Calcarea, Leucosolenida, Sycettidae. Gene Ontology annotation, biological process: protein phosphorylation. Bases 84 to 2882 code for a protein of 932 amino acids.